This is a messenger RNA of Sodiomyces alkalinus F11, 725 nucleotides long. RefSeq lists its product as hypothetical. The transcript is spliced from 3 exons. Lineage: Eukaryota; Fungi; Ascomycota; Sordariomycetes; Glomerellales; Plectosphaerellaceae. Bases 231 to 725 code for a protein of 164 amino acids. The record is from RefSeq and is a predicted model, not a curated record.
CUCCUACCAUACCUACCGAUAUAAUCGCAAGCCACAGCAUCCUCCAUAAGUCUACGGAGUGCUCUUUCUUCACUGCCCAACCUUUUCUCUUCUGCUCCAAUUCGUUAAAUCUGGUUCUUCGCAAGACUUCUGACUUCUGUUUCGCCCGUUCAAUUCUACCUUCUUCGACCUUGCUCUUUUCUUGUUCUCGACAGACGUCUAUUUCCAACUUUCUCCAAUCCAAUCUUGCAAUGUCCGAGACGCCUGUCCAACCAACCCUCGCACAGGAUGGGUCUAUAUCUGCUUCAACGCCAGGUCCAGCAGAAUUGACUGCCACGACUGGUCCAUCCGACUCUUCGAUUCCCGAACCCGCUCCCACCGACGCCCUUAUGACCGAUGCCCCCCCUGCCUCUGAACAAGCGCCCUCUCCCGCAGUGGUAGCCCAACCCGCGGCGUCCAACGCCCCUAGUCCGGCGCCAGGCCGCACUGGCACGCCCAUGCGAAACAAUGGCACCCAGGAGCCCAACAGCUCGCGAGCUGGUUCUGCCCACCCUGACGCGGCCGUCAACGUUCCCGACAACGCAGCACUCCAUGGCGACCCCGUGCGCAGGUACCUGAAUACCAAGGUCACGGGUGUCCUGUUGGAGGGCAUGAAGCAGAUUGCCAAGGAACAACCCAAAGACCCCCUUCGGAAGCUUGGCGAAUUCCUUAUUCAACGAUCCAAGGAGUUGGAAGGCACUGAGUAA